GGAACGAGGAUGCUGCAGACACCUUCAGCAAUGCAGUCCGAUAUCUCCACCUGUAUAAGAUUUCGUUAUGCAUACCUUCUUCGUCCUUUUUGCUAAGGAUCAUGAAAGCUGUUCCUGAUUCUUCGCUCCAUCUGUAGUACAAUCUCUCGCUCACGCUUUAUUUUUUUGGUGGGAACCAUGAGGAUCUUGAGCUGGGUGCAAACCAAGUUCAGUGGGAGACAGGAGCAUAAGCGAUGUGCUGCUGCUUUGAGUUCUGCUUCUUGUACUUCAAUCCCUGUUAUUUCUAAAGAAGAAUUCCGGGACUGGCCGCAGGCGUUGUUGGCAAUCGGGACAUUAGGCAACAGAGACAUCAAAGAAGACCCACAAAGACCUGAAUCCUCGGAAAACCUGCAAGCUUCAGAAGAUCUGCCUGAUUUCACCAUGGAAGACGUGAACAGAUUCCAGGUAGAGCUAGUCAAGCUACUGACUCGAAAGCCGAAUUCUAGUACCAGUGCACCAGAGAUCGCUGAAGCAGAUCGGGCUAAUCUGCUACUGAAUUGGUUCCUUAAUCGCCCAUCGAGCUUGGAAGUUGACAGGAAACUGGAGAAUCUUGGCGAUCUCUCUCCCAGUACCAAGAUCAUACUAUCUAAAGUGAGAGAUGCUUUGUUGAGCAACCGCACCGCGAUUAAGAAAGAAUCACUCUCAUUUCUUUUCAAGAAGUUGUUUGUAUGUGGAGGUGGCUUUGCGCCGCCUCGGAACUUGAAGGAUCCAAUUCCUGAGCCGAGGAUUGAUAAGGUUUUGAGGGCAAUUCUGACCAAGAAGAUUUACCCUCGAAGCUCUGCUCUGGCUCCAGCAAAGAAGUACUUGGCGAAUAAACCCACUGAGAAGAUGCAGGAAGAGGACAAAAGGAAAGAUCAGUAUAAAUGGGUUAAGACCGAUUCUGAGUGUAAGAUGUUUCAUUCAUGCGUUAGUGCAUUCUGAUAGCAUGCCCAAGGUGACGCUGACUAGAAAAUUCUGCUUGCCUCCAGUUAUAGAACUUAUUGUUCUAGAGAUCUAGAGACCAAUCUAUCGAGAGAGUCUCGGGGAACGGGAUCAAGAAAGAUGAGCUCAAACUGAAACGGCAAGGAAAGGAGGCACAGAGCAGAACCAGAAGUUCUCUGCAAUUGAUAAAAGAAUAGCGAAGGCUCCAAACGGGAGGCGUUUAAUCUUCUGAUGCGUGUCCUGAUGCGAAUUCUGAUUUCAGAGUUGAGUCGAGUCUAGUCAAUUCAGAUUAGGUUCACGUUCAAUUGAAUUUAUUAUGAACUUAGCGUCACAAUUUAAGCUUGAAUCAUGAACGCUGCGACUGAUCAAGCUCAUCAAGCUUGAGCUUCUUGUCACGCUUCUGUCUUAGGUUACUUAUCGUAUGAGAGGGAUACAUCUGAUGAUUGAUUCGGUUUCCCACAGGAAAACUGGGAGCAAGAAAUCCUGUACAAAUUAGAUUCACGUUGUAAAUAGAUUAAUACAUUUAACGUAUAUAUGACGCCAUGAUGACGCCAUAGAGCUUCACGGGAUUCCCAUAGCAAAAGGAGCGUCGUUUGGAGCCGCGUACACUGCACUCGACUCUUGGGGUCCACAGAGCCUGCCGAUGUCCUCGGGAGUCCAGGGGGGCGCACAAUUAGUGCUUAUUUGUGGACUCGGAACCGCAUCGUCUUUGUCUGCAAUCAAAGUGUCAGGUAAACGUGGCUUCAAAUACGCGCACGCUGCUCGAUCUGUGACAUUUGAUCCCUCCCCUCCGACGAUCCGCUGCGGUCCUCCACUACUGGUGAGAGAGUCAACUGUUAGUCUGAUUCCAUCGGUGACUCGAUUUCCGCUCCCGACGGGAAACCCACGCAAUACAGUCAAUAGAUGCAGGGCCCGAUCCACCGAUCGGAGGCGAUAAAAACCCUAAUCCUCGCUAGAAAUUAGGCCACCGGAAAGAGGAAAUUAUCCAUCCGUUCCUGAUUUUUCUUUCUCAGUUCUUUCGAUCUUUACCUCUGAGGAGGAAAAACGGCGUCGCUUUUCCGGCUAGGGAUUCGGAUUUUCGGGACUGGGAAUUGGAUCUCCGACUCGGACGCAACUGGUGGCUGCCGGUGGGUUCGGGUUGAACGACGCUAGGGUUCCGAAAGAUCGCGUUCUUCUCAAGGAGAUUCGGGGGAAGACACGGACUGUUAGGCUGGGGGUGGUGUGGCGGUCCUGAAUUUGGGCUGCCGACGCUAUUUGUGAAAGUUUUAGGGGACAUUUGGGUGAUCGUUUGACAGGCCUAAAGGUUUGGGGCGCAAUGUCGUGGGCGGGACCAGAAGAUAUCUUGUUCUCCACCUCCCUUGCAAGCUAUCUUGAUA
Molecule: messenger RNA, 2336 nt
Organism: Musa acuminata AAA Group (dessert banana)
Lineage: Eukaryota; Viridiplantae; Streptophyta; Magnoliopsida; Zingiberales; Musaceae
Product: protein NEGATIVE GRAVITROPIC RESPONSE OF ROOTS-like
Exons: 6
Coding region: 178-960 (260 amino acids)
Biological process (GO): regulation of growth; gravitropism
Source: RefSeq, a predicted model, not a curated record